Messenger RNA from Penaeus indicus, 1826 nucleotides. RefSeq names its product UDP-glycosyltransferase UGT5-like. Lineage: Eukaryota; Metazoa; Arthropoda; Malacostraca; Decapoda; Penaeidae. Gene Ontology annotation, molecular function: UDP-glycosyltransferase activity. The transcript is spliced from 8 exons. The coding region runs from base 125 to 1654 and encodes 509 amino acids. The record is from RefSeq and is a predicted model, not a curated record.
CAGGAAAAGACUAUCUUUUCCCCACAGUGUCUAUGUGAAUAGUUAACCGGUAGAACAUAUCUAAAUGCUUAUUUUCUCUUAACUCUUACCUAGUGUACAAGGCCGUCUGUGAAAGGACAAGAUAAUGAUUCUCGGCGCAGUCGCACUUCUCGUCAUCUCCUCUCUGCCACCAUCCCUGCCCGCCAACAUCCUCUUCUGCCAGAUAGUUGCGACAAAAUCUCAUCGCAUCAUUGCUCUGCCUUUCCUUAGACAGCUGGCGGAGAAUGGUCAUAAUGUGACCAUGAUUUCUCCGUUUCCUCCCGCCCUUGAAGGGGUGGAAGGUCUUCAUGAGAUCCAGCAUGGGUUUGCCGAGAUGGAAGAGCAACACAACCAGUUCAAAAGCAGCUCCCUUUUCGGCGAGAUGACGAAAUACGCCCGUCUCCUUCCAAGAUUGGCAAAGACGGCCUAUAGCACCCAGUGGUUCUCGCGCCUCUGGCAUUGGCGGCAGCACUUUGACCUGGUCAUUAUUGACGGGGCUUUUAAUGACCUCUGCCUGCCUUUCUUGGACGGCACCGCGUCACCCCUGGUCUACGUCGACACACCGGGCCUAGUUGUUCCCCACCAUGCUACCCUCGGCCAGAUCCACAACCCUGCCACUGUUCCAUACCUCGUCACACCUCUGAGCAUCAGCAGUAUUUGGGGUCGACUCCUCAACACGUUCUUCUACGUUACUGGUUUUCCUGUGUGGAGGUUCAUUGUCAUAAGACCCACUGAGAAUGAGGUGCACAAAAUUCAUCCCGAGGUCCAGUCAUUCUCUGAGCUAGAGAGGAAACACCUGAGCCUUAUUCUGUCCAACUCACACCACACGCUCGAUGGUCCUGUCCCGUUGUUGCCAAACGCUGUGGAGAUAGCAUGUUGCCAUUGUCAGCCGCCAAAGGAAUUACCCAAAAACAUUGCAGACUUUGUAGCAGACACAGAAGACACAGGCAUUGUCUACAUCAGCCUUGGUUCGCACGUGAAAAGUUCUAAUAUCCCAUCGCCAACCUUCAAUAGUAUCCUUAGGGCCUUAGAAAAGAUCCCUUACAAGGUGCUGUGGAAGUUUGACGAGAACGAAAAUGAAGAACAAGAAAAGUUUCCAAAGAACGUGAUGACACAAAAAUGGUUUCCACAGCAGGAUAUCUUAGGACACAGAAAUACGAAGGUCUUUGUGAGCCAAGGCGGAUUACUGAGUGUCCACGAAGCCAAGUACCAUGGCGUCCCCCUGGUGGUGCUUCCCCUCUAUGGUGACCAGCCCAGAAAUGCCUGGGCCGUGGAGGAAGGCGGCUAUGGAGUCCACCUGCCGUGGGAAGACGUCACCGAAGAGUCCUUCCGAGAAUCUCUUUUAAAAGUUGCUACCAAUCCUGAAUACCAUAGACGCAUUUCCCAAAUAUCACGGCUGGUGCACGACCAGCCGGACUCCUCCAAGGACCGGGCUGUCUGGUGGCUGGAAUACCUCCUGCGGAAUGAGGGAGCGGCUCACCUCAACCAGGAGUCUUUGGCCAGGAGUCUCUCUUGGCCGCAGGUGUUGCUCUUGGAUGUGCUCUUGCUGGCUAUCUGUCUGCUAGCAUCAGUAGGACUCUGUGCUUGGUUUGUCUUCAAAAGGAUAUUUUCCUCAGGGAAGUCCAAAGUAGACUAAAUUUAUUUAUUUGUUGAAAAUUUUCUGCCACAUCCACAUCUAAGGUCAUUAGCAGCUUAUUCAAAAUGUAUUGAUAGCGUGAGGAAGUGUAAUAUAGUUAUAUACUGUAUAAGGUACAGAGUAAUAGAACUGCAGCACGUAAUGAAUAUUGUUGAUUUAAACCAUGUGUUGU